Messenger RNA from Schistocerca nitens (vagrant locust), 2753 nucleotides. RefSeq lists its product as uncharacterized. Bases 156 to 1595 code for a protein of 479 amino acids. Gene Ontology annotation, cellular component: nucleus. NCBI's taxonomy places the organism in Eukaryota, Metazoa, Arthropoda, Insecta, Orthoptera, Acrididae. The record is from RefSeq and is a predicted model, not a curated record. The transcript is spliced from 10 exons.
GAUUGUCGAUUGUUUUGCUGCUGCUGUUCCGAAGUGCAGUGUGCGAAGAACUGUGGUAUAUCUUAACAUUUGUGUAGAAUUACUGCUAUUUGGAUUGAGAUUGUUGUUUAUGAAAUCGAGAUUGCGUACCCUGUGAAGAAUACUUUUGUGGAACUAUGAAUGCCCAGGCGUGGACAGAUUUCUUCAAAGAAGCAGGUCUUGGACCUGACGUGGCUGGAAGUUACGGCAAUAUAUUUUUUAUGAAUAAAAUAGAAAGAAGUCACUUACCGUACCUCAACAGAGAGGUCUUAGGAGAAAUGAAUAUCUCAGUUCUUGGUCAUAUUCUUAUGAUUCUGAAACAUGCUCGGCUAGUUAGUGAUAGGGUGAAAAGUUCAACAUCUGCUGCGUGCUUUGCUACAUCAUCUGAGAGUGAGGACCAAAUCAGUCCAACUGCUGGGACCAGACAAGAUAUCGAAGGUUCUACUUCAGAAAGUGAUAUACAACCUGAGGCACAGCAGAGUCAGUUGGAUUCACGUGGUGGAUCACAAUCUCCAAAAGCUUCAUCGUCUUUCAACAAGUUAGAUUGUGAAAUGGGGGACAGUGGGGUGACUGAAGCAUCUGUUGUCAAGGACUGCGAGAAUGAGAGCUCUGAGGAAGCAAUAAAUAGUGCAGUUGAGGUCUCACAAUCAGAGAAAUCUGAGCUUAGUUCUCAGCCUGUUCUUGCAGAGAAGGAAAGUCCUGGGAAACCAACUGACUCUUCAGGCUCGAAUGGAGUAGAAGAAAAAGAUGACACAAAUGAGCAACAGUCUUCUUUGUUGCCGACGCCACCUAUGCCACACAAUUGGUUGGAUCCAUCCAGAAAACAUUUUGAGUCAGAUGGACCUGGAGAUGAUGGUGGUGAUGAUAAAGCAGCCUCAGAGGUAGCUACCAAUCAUGAAGGGCAGGAUGGGAGUAAUCCAGAUACUGCAGAAAGGGAGCAGGAAAAUAAAAGCAAAAUCUUGGCGUACACACAGGAAAAUGAACAGGAGAGGCCGCCAAUAUUACCAGAAAAGAUAUGUUCACCUUUACUGCCAACACCUGUAAUGCCAGAAAACUGGUUGGACCCAUCAAGAUCAUCAACUGACAGUAGCUUCACAGCAUUUUCUGACAGAGGCCAUACAACCCCAUUUUUUCAAAGUGAAUGUGUUGGUGACGUACCAGCUAGUUCGUUUCUUCCAGAAGCUAAUAUGAACACUAACAUGAAUCUGUAUGAUCAUUUUAUUCCAGCAUCAGAUACCACAAAUACAGAUCCACUCUAUCCUCAAGCCUCAUUGUUCCCCAAUGAUAAUAGUCAGUCACAGAAUAAUUCAACAUUUGAGCCCUAUGCCGAAUAUAAUGAUCAGUCCAUGCAGGAAAGGAAUUUCAAGGCAAAAAGCAAUCCGGCAUGGAAUAAACAGAUGAGACAGACACAGCCGUACUACAGACCUCAGCCUCAGUCAGCAUAUGGGACUAGCAAUUAUCCUUCGCAGCCUGGUUUUCAAAAUAAUGCGCCUGGAACAUUAAACAUGAGUUCUGGUUAUAUGUACAAUACACAGCCACCAAAUGAGAGGAGAGAGGUACACCAAUGGAAGUACUGAUAUGCUGAAUGAAGGUGCCUUACCAGAGAUUCUGGAGAAUCUGCUAAAUAGAAGAUCCAUCCAUUGUGAUAAUACUGCUGAAGUAAUGUAAGCUGUUAGCAGGAAAUAGUGUUUCUUUGACUGAAGUGACUGAUUAUUUUAGAUAGAGCUUGAAAUAUCAUAGAUAUUUUUUUGUGAAAGAUGUAAGAUAAUGUGUUUAGAAGACUCGUCAAUCAUCGAUUCACACACUGAAAGUGUUUUGUGUAAUAAUGUUUGUUGUACACAUUGGUAUCAGCUGACAAAAUGUUUUCUGUGAUAGGCAUUGGUAUACAGUUGUAUAUGGAAAUGCCAAAAGCUCACGAAACAAAAAUUUUAUGGAGUUAUGACUUUGUAAUUAUUUAGGAUCUUUGUGCUACAUUUGUAUUAUAAAUGUUUGUGGUUCAGUAAUAAGAAAGCACUGGUACUCGCUGUGGAGUCAAGAUAAAUUAAUUGUAUUUGAUUAUUCUAUCUCAUAAUUUCUUGACUUAACUAUACCAAUAGAUUUUAAACUUUGCACAGUGUCUUUCUAGUUUUUUCUCCUUGAUUUGUGGCUGAUAAAGUACCUGACAGAAUUCUUUCCUUGAAGGCACUGAUAAUGGCAGUGUUGGCUAAAAUGUUAAUAAUGAUGAAACCCACAUUAGAUCAGCCAUUAAUGUUGGGAUAUUGAUUGUCGGAAUGUUUAUUUAAAUUUACUUACCCAAAAAUGUAAUAAUGUUCAUAAAGCUGUUUUCAUAUGGAUGGGUUAAAAAUGAAAAAAAGCAAAUAAAGACAACUGGAAAGCUACACUUCUUUGCUGAAUGAAAUGCUGUGCUGACAACGUAGUAAAUUACCAUACAUUUGGGACGAAGACUGAGAAAUGUUAGGAAGUGAUAAUGUAUUAACAAAUUUUUAGUAGCCUAACAAUUUGAAACAAUGAAGCACUUCCUUAUUUUUCCAUUAAGUGUCACUUUUGCCAUUCACUGUUGUAAUAUCUCUUGUAUCCUGUGUAAGGAGAUAAGUGUUAAUAUCUUGUUAUUACUUUACUUUCCAUCAGAAGUGGACUUCAAAUGUAUUUUGGUUAAGUUGUUGGUUUUUACUAUACUGAAUAUGAUAUUACAAUCAUAUUUAUUGUUAUAUCUAUUAAAGAAACGAAAACAUUAA